UAAAGACCAGGUCGACGAUGUGAGUGAGGUCUGAAUAACCUACAAAACUUCAAACAGCCUACCACAAGAAGUGCAGUGACAGUGUGCUCACACAUUUACCUGAUGCAGAGAGCCUGCAUACAUUACAUUCAAGAAGAAGAACUUCCGAAAUGUUUUGUUAGAGACAGACAUUGAAAUGCUCCAACGACAAAUCAGAUAAACAUAUUUGACUAACCUAUAAAACAAGAGAAGAGUCUCUUCCGGUUCCAGCAGCUGUUGUAACUACGACAACCACAGACGCACACGGCUCCACUCCGUCGGAGCCGCCAGAGAGACUCUCUCUUCAGUGUUGUGGUGAAAACACGAUUUUCACUCUUCCUGACUCCUUACUCUACUCUACGCUUUCUGGCAUUUCGAAUAUAAAUGAUGAAGUUUAAGCCAAACCAGACGAGGACGUACGACGGCGAAGGGUUCAAGAGGAGAGCGGCGUGUUUGUGUUUGAAAAGCGAGAAAGAGGACGAGGUGCUGUUGGUGAGCAGCAGCCGGCAUCCAGACCACUGGAUUGUGCCAGGAGGAGGAAUGGAGCCUGAGGAGGAGCCCUGUGGGGCCGCGGUCAGGGAGACCUAUGAGGAGGCUGGUGUGAAAGGAAAGCUUGGCAGACUACUUGGGAUUUUUGAGCACAAUCAAGACAGCAAGCACAGAACGUACGUCUACACCCUCGUAGUGACGGAGACUCUGGAGGACUGGGAGGACUCUGUCAGCAUCGGUAGGAAGAGGAAGUGGUUCAAAGUGGAUGAAGCCAUCAGAGUGCUGCAGAGCCACAAGCCUGACCACGCAGAGUACAUACGCACACUCAUGAACACCUGUAAUCCCAACUGCAGUCCUGUGUACAACUCGACUAACGGUAACACCCCGAGCGCUCACGUCUCAGACAACAACACACCUCACUACGUCGUCUGCUCCAGCGGCUCAGUCAACAGAUAGGAGGACCACGACCGGCAGCGAGCAGUUCCUCUAAGAAGACGUGAAUACAGACGUUAAGAGACUAACACAGCCUCUUAAUAUGGACAGUAUGGACUUCUAUGAAAAUUAUUUGUUUCCAUUUUCAAGUGGGCUUGAAGAGUGCCAAAAUGUUUUCUGGGUAUAUUUAAGAUUUUUUUAUGUUGUUGUUUUUUUUCUCUUUCACCAAACAUCACCAGCUAACAUCAAAAAGAAGGAUUUCUUUGUGCUGCUUAUGAAACGUAAAGUUUCCUUUUACUCGAAUAACAAUGCAACAUGUUUUGUGGCAUCCUGGAUGCCAGCGGCGGCAGCAAGAGGUUUUGCUUUUAGAGGAAGUAAUUUCCCAACAGUGACUCAAUAAUGCCAAACAAGGCCCCGUCUGUGAGUCAUUUUGAAAAAGGAGUGCAACAUUUUGUGAAUUGUUUCAACUCUUUUUGGGAGUAAAACUGAUGUCGGCUCCCUGUGUUUGUCUAAAGACAGCUGAGGCCAAAGUCUUUACAUGAAACAAUCAAUACUAGACCACCUGGAAUUCAAGCCUUAAGAGUAAACAGAGUGUGAUUGCCAAUCACUGAUAAAAUGUGACAUAAGGAUUUCUCAAAUAUCUGCAAACCAGCCUCAAACAAUGAAAUGGAGAUUUACAUAGUCCUUCCUAAUUAUUUGUAAAUUUGUGUCAGUAGAACAAACAGUAAGAUCACAAACCUGGUCAAUGUGACAGAGCUGUGUCAUAUCAAGGACGUGUGAUAUCUCCUGAAAACACUGACGUAUGAAGUGCAUUUGAAAUAUUAAGACCUCUCAGUGUCUGUGAAAACAAAGACCUUGGUUUUAAGUGGAGAGAUAUGAUGUGUUGAAGAGUGUUUCUUUUUAGUGCCUUUUUAUAAACACAACAGUAGAGUACUUUAUAGACACACUGCGCCUGAUUAGAGGAAAUGUGGAAAUCUUAUCAAAACUCAAUGUACAGUAUUUAUAAUGCAUCGACUGAAUUUAGUUGUCUGGGGGGAGAAAUACCCCCUCCCAUAAUUAGCAAAAGACUAAUUCAAUCAG
This is a messenger RNA of Labrus mixtus (cuckoo wrasse), 2019 nucleotides long. RefSeq names its product nudix (nucleoside diphosphate linked moiety X)-type motif 4a (gene nudt4a). The record is from RefSeq and is a predicted model, not a curated record. The transcript is spliced from 5 exons. NCBI's taxonomy places the organism in Eukaryota, Metazoa, Chordata, Actinopteri, Labriformes, Labridae. Gene Ontology annotation, cellular component: nucleus; cytoplasm. Gene Ontology annotation, molecular function: bis(5'-adenosyl)-hexaphosphatase activity; bis(5'-adenosyl)-pentaphosphatase activity; endopolyphosphatase activity. Bases 403 to 963 code for a protein of 186 amino acids. Gene Ontology annotation, biological process: diadenosine hexaphosphate catabolic process; diphosphoinositol polyphosphate metabolic process; adenosine 5'-(hexahydrogen pentaphosphate) catabolic process.